CUUCAUGCUGGAGAAGCCGCUGGGCUUCCUGCCCCUGCACCAUGAGCUGGACAGCGGACUGGGCUGGACUGACGGCUCCCUCCACCAGGGGGACCUCUCGGGGCUGGAGACUGAGGAAGGAGGCCUGGAGGACUGUCAUUCACAUGGGGCCCUCGCCCAGGGGGGUUGUGGGGGCUUCGGAGGAGGUGGCUCUCCUUCCUCUGAGUCCUUUAUUUCCUCGGAGCUCAGUGACUCAGGCUUCUACAGCGUGAGCACCGGGGAGUUCAGGCACUUCCAGAGGCUGCUGGAGAAGCGAAUGCGGAUGUACAACGCCAGGCUGCAACAUCAGGGCGAACCGUGCGAGAGGCGGGAGCGGCGUGACAGCUGCCCUAAGAGCCACCGUGAGCUGCUGGAGGCCAUCCCUGAGGCGCUGACCAUGCAACCUCAGUGUCAGCGCCUGCAGCUCGAAAUAGAGGACGGCGCUGGGCCAAUCAUGGAUGUCCCACCCCGCGGACUUUUCAGAGUUUCAUCGGUCCAGUUCCAUAAAGCUGACCGGCCCUGUCUGAACCGUCACAGCUCCAGCAGUGGAGCCCUCUUCAACCCCUCCCAUGCCCAUGCUGCAGUCUCACGAAUGAAUGCCCCGGCCCUCUCCACCUGCAGCACCCCCUCCAGCCACCGGAGAUCACUAGUACCCAUGCAACAGACCCACCAGGGCUCCAGUUCAGUGGGAAUGCUUAGGAGAAGCCGUACUCUGCACCAUCGCCCUCCUCCGCAGGAGUACCGCCGGCGAGCCAGCCACCCGGCUUCCCCCUCCUACUGCGCAGCAACCAUGCACCACUGUGGGGGUGUCCAGCCACAUAACGUCCUGCCAUCGGGCCUGCCAGAGGAAGGUGAGCUAGUGCCUGGUUUGUUGGCUUCUCACCCGGCAGGCUUGGCCCUGUCACCACAACAACACCCCACCGCUUUGGGGCAUGUUAGGGGUGCCAACACCCAUGAGCGAUGCUACAGCAACAACCCUAAUGCCCAGAUCGCUCACCAUGACUGGUGGCACUCGCAAGAAAGAAGCCCGAUGCCCGAGCAACUGGUGACAGAAAGGGACAGAGAGAUUGAGAGGGAACUGGAACAAAAAAAGCAAAUGCAAGAGAAAAAGCUAGAAAGGGAGGCACAGAUUCAAGAGGAAAUGGACAGAGAGCGGCAGCAAGAGCUGGGAAGGAGCCGAGCCAGGGAGCAGCAGCACUUCCAGAGUUUAGUCCAACCUCCUCAGGCUGGAGAUGUCAACGACACCUGGCCGAAACCGGCCAUCCGUCAGUCCCAGAGUGGCGUGGGAGGCAGAGGUCUCUACAGCACCCUGGAGGGCCACACGGGGGCUUGCUCUGUUGCUGGGUGGGAUGCAAAGAAAGGACAAAUGAAUGCAUGUUCAAGCCCUAAUCCCAGUUCUGGUUUGCAGCCAAAACUUAAUCCAAGCUCCAAACCCAACGCAAACUCGCGGAUCUCCAGGAACCAGCUCCUGAGAGACCGGGCGUCUCAGCUGGCCGAUGAACGCAGUGGGAUGAGCACAGAUGAGGAGACCAAUACCGACAUGCUGAUGGGCCGGUACUGGAGUCGAAUGGAGAGAAGGGAACACUUUCUGCUGGCCCGUGAGCAGAGGCAGCAGCAGCUGCAGGCCAGAGGAGGGACUAUACGAGACGCCAUCAUGAGGGGAGGACCAAUCACCGGGGGAGGAGGAGCCUCUGUUGGAGACGGCGGUGUGCUGGACAGCAGAGGAGGCGGAGCUUUUGCAGAAGGGAGGUGCAACACGUUCCUGGAGCUGAGUCAGAGGAAGCUGAGUCGUCUGAGGAACAGGAAGCUGUUGGAUGACUGGACGACAGUAGAGGAGCUGCUGACUCAUGGGACAAGGCUGAACAACCAGGAGGACAUGCUGUGUACCAGCUCCCUGCUGACGGUCACCACCGUCUAACUGCAUGGGCACCACGUCUAACUGUAACUCUGUGCGAGUGUGUGUGAUGUUAAGCUAACAAUACGAUAUUUUGGUAAAUCCUCUUGUUUUCUUUUCCAAAGUCAGAUGAGAAGAUAGAUAUCAGUUUUGUCCUUGCUAUCCAGUGCAGAGACAAGUCCAGGAUGU
Molecule: messenger RNA, 2101 nt
Organism: Perca flavescens (yellow perch)
Lineage: Eukaryota; Metazoa; Chordata; Actinopteri; Perciformes; Percidae
Exons: 2
Coding region: 5-1936 (643 amino acids)
Source: RefSeq, a predicted model, not a curated record